This is a messenger RNA of Struthio camelus australis, 1172 nucleotides long. The record is from RefSeq and is a predicted model, not a curated record. NCBI's taxonomy places the organism in Eukaryota, Metazoa, Chordata, Aves, Struthioniformes, Struthionidae.
GUCUCUGCUCCCGUUUCAGGAUUCUGGGGGAGGGCAAUGCUGGGCUCAUGGGCCUGGCCGCGGAGUCGACCCCCGGCAAGCGGAUCCGCAAGCCGUCGCUGCUCUACGAGGGCUUCGAGAGCCCCACCAUGGCGUCGGUGCCGGCCCUGCAGUCCCCCCAGGUGAACCCGCCCCCACCGGAGGUUUCCAACCCCAAGAAGCCGGGCCGGGUCACCAACCAGCUGCAGUAUCUGCACAAAGUGGUGAUGAAGGCCCUGUGGAAGCACCAGUUUGCGUGGCCUUUCCGCCAGCCUGUCGACGCUGUCAAGCUGGGCCUGCCGGACUACCACAAGAUCAUCAAGCAGCCCAUGGACAUGGGGACAAUCAAGCGGCGCCUGGAGAACAACUAUUAUUGGGGGGCUGCGGAGUGCAUGCAGGACUUCAACACCAUGUUCACCAACUGCUACAUCUACAACAAGCCCACAGAUGACAUUGUGCUGAUGGCCCAGACGCUGGAGAAGAUCUUUCUGCAGAAGGUGGCCCAGAUGCCUCCAGAGGAGCAGGAGAUAGUGGUCCCAGUGGCCAAGAACAGCCAUAAGAAGGGAGCGUCCCGGGCAGCAGCUCUCCUGGCGGGACUCACGGCUGCUCAGCAGGUGCCGGCUGUCUCCUCCGUGUCCCACACUGCGGUCUACCCCCCGCGCCCCGAAAUCCCCACCACCAUAGCCAACAUUCCCCCGCCGCCGGCGCUCUACGACUCGGAGGAAGAGGAGGAGAGCAAGCCCAUGACGUACGACGAGAAGCGCCAGCUCAGCCUGGACAUCAACAAGCUGCCGGGCGAGAAGCUGGGCCGGGUGGUGCACAUCAUCCAGUCGCGGGAGCCCUCCCUGCGCGACUCCAACCCCGAGGAGAUCGAGAUCGACUUCGAGACCCUCAAGCCCUCGACGCUGCGGGAGCUGGAGCGCUACGUGCUGUCCUGCCUGCGGAAGAAGCCGCGCAAGCCCUACAGCGAAACCAUGAAGAAGCUAGUAGGGAAGACGAAAGAGGAGCUGGCGCUGGAGAAGAAGCGGGAACUGGAGAAGCGGCUGCAGGACGUUAGCGGUCAGCUCAACUCGGCCAAGAAGCCCCCGAAGAAGGGUGAGUGCUCGGGCUGGGGUGGGUCUCGCUGCGCCGGGCUCUGCCCGCCGCGGCUCUGA